CGCCUCUCCUUUCCUAAACGGUCUGACUGCUCGCUCCUGCCCAGAGCUCAUUCCUCUCUGCCCUUUCUCCAAACUCGUGCGUAACGGUAGAGCGGAGGAUGAACUCUCUAGUGAAAUGGGCGCUCAUCCUCUUCGUCCUCGUCUCCAUCAUUCUCAACAUCGUCCUGAUCGGCAUCCAUUCCGGCAGGGCGCCCAAAUGUUCCGCUCAGCGCGUCCACCCGCUGCGGGGCCAGCACGACGAGCGCAGCCUCGUGUUCGCUGACCUCACCCAGGAGGAGUACUUGCAGGUCCAACAGUACAUGCUCAAGCAGAAGGACUUGGACAUAUCCACCAACCAGAUCACCAAGCCGUCGAAAAAUUUCUUGUUUUUAAUAGACCUAUCUCUGCCCAAGAAAGCGGACGUGUUGGCUUACUUAGACCUGGAAACUGGUCGCAAGCCGGUAAGAGAGGCGACGACGGUGGUCUUCUACGGCGCCCGUGGCUACAUUAAGGAGUACGUAGUGGGACCUCUUCCCAACCCGACAUACCACAGAGAUGUCACUAAGGAGAGAUACAAAAUGGACCUGCCUAUCACCGCGCGCACGGUCACCAUCGGGGAAUACGUUUUGCUUUUCCAGUUUCUUGAAAUGGAGGUCUUCUCCAAACUGAGGGUGCUCAUGAAAGAGAGCUUCGACGUGAGUGGGCACGAGGGUCUGAACGCAUUCGAGCAGAUGCCCCGCGGGGUCCGAUCCGGGGACAGAAAGACUUGGAUAUCUUUCUUCAGGAAUAUGAACGGCAUGUACAUCCACCCGGUGGGCUUUGAGUUGCUGCUCAACCACGAGAGCGUAAACGCGUCCAGCUGGAGAGUGGAGCGGCUGCUUUAUAACGGCCAGUACUUUGACACCGCAGAAGAACUUCAAUCAAAAUAUAAUGCGGGGUCUGUGAAGAAAAUAGUCUACAAGAAGGGGCCUAACUACGGUUCGCUGAAACCCAAGCACAAGCCUCUGCAGAUCGGCCCGCAGCUGUUUUACGCCGAGGGCAAGCGCUACAGCGUCAGCAACAACCACGUCCUGUACCUGGACUGGAGCUUCGCCUUCGGGAUCAGCUCUCUCACGGGCAUGAGGGUUUUUGAUGUGCGUUUCAAGGGCGAGAGGAUUGUGUACGAGCUGAGCGUGCAGGAGGCCAUGUCGGUGUACGGUUCAGUGACUCCGGGGAUGAUGAUGACCAAGUUUCUGGACACAAGCAUCGGGAUAGGGCGCUUUGCGCACGAACUGGCCCGUGGCGUGGAUUGCCCCUACGAAGCCGAGUACGUGGACACAUACCGCUACAUCGAUAUCCCACACCCGGUCCGGUUUAGGAAUUCAAUCUGCAUCUUUGAGCACAACAUGGGCCAGCCCCUGCGGAGGCACUUCUCUGACUUUUUCCACAACAGUUACGGAGGGAUGGUGAACAGCGCCCUGGUGUUCAGGACCAUCACGGCUAUAGGGAACUAUGACUACAUGUGGGACUUUAUCUUCUACCAGAGCGGCUCAGUUGAGGCGAAGGUGCACGCCACGGGGUACAUCUCCUCCUCCUACCUGGUGGAGGGUAGUCUGAAACACGGACACCAGGUGGCGGAGAAUGUGCUUGGGAACAUCCACACCCAUUUCAUCAACUUCAAGGUGGACCUGGAUGUGUUGGGAUUGAAGAAUGUUUUCCAGACCAAAGACAUGCAAUAUGUCAAUAUGUCGCUGCCAUGGAUGCCUGAGCACUUCGCUAUGGUCCCUCAGUUGGUGGAGAAGCAACUCAAAACAGAACAGGAGGCCGCUCUACGUUACGACACCAAGACUCCUCGCUAUCUCCACAUUGCCAGCAACAAGACCAACCGCUGGGGUCACCAGCGCUCCUACAGGCUGCAGGUGUUCAGCUUCACCGGGGAUCACCUCCCAGAGAACCAGCCAGAGGAGAGGGCUAUGUCCUGGGCCAGGUAUAAAGUUGCCAUCACCAAGCACAAGGACUUAGAGCAGACCAGCAGCAGUCUGUACAGUCAAAACAACAUCUGGACUCCAGCUGUUGACUUCAGCACGUACAUCAAAGAUGACGAAAGCAUUGAAGAUGAGGACCUGGUUGCCUGGGUGACCACCGGCUUCCUCCACAUCCCCCACUCCGAGGACAUCCCCAACACAGUAACAGUGGGCAAUGGGGGCGGGGUCUUGUUGCGGCCACACAACUACUUUGAUGAGGACCCGUCCAUCCACUCCUCCGAUGGGGUGUACUUUGACCCGGGCACAGAGAACAGCUGUGACAACAACAGGAUGGCCUGCCUUGCCCAAGACACCUGCAGCCCCGUCCUGGAACCCUUCACUUACCAUGGCUUCGAUGGAGUCAUGAAGUUUGAGGAUUAGUUGUGAUUGACUGAGGACUGCUAGGUAAUAGUUAAAGAACCCUGAUGAACACAGAGAUGCGUUUGGGGUUAUUAACAAUCAAUCAAGAUGCUUGUGUCAGUGUUUACUGAGGCAGUAUGGGACAGCAAAUUAUUUGCUACGUGUGUUUUAAAGCCACACCUAGCAAUAAUUUAAGUUUAAAGGAAUUUUGGAAAAUAUGCUUAUUAUGGAUGAGCAAGUACAACAUUAUACGGAUCUGUAUUUUUAUCUGUACCAACUAAAUCAUAUGUAUUUGUAUCCGUACUUGGAAUGGGCAGAGCUUAAGCUAACGUGCAUGGUGCUUAAACAUAAGUGGGCAGGGCUACCUGUAAAUUGUUGAUUUAAGGCUCAAAUUGAUAUGGGUUGAUUUGGUUAUAUUUAUUAGAAAACUAUUCACAGAACAGCUUUAGAAUUGAUCUUCAUAUCAUCAUUUAUUGAUCGUAGGAAUAAGAUAAUUAUUUACCAGAAGAAAAAAAACGAAGGUGCUCUAUUUAUGAGUAUGGGUAUUGACACACUCGCGCAACCAUAAUGCUAAUUCACUUUCUUAAAGAGAGGUUGUACUUAGCCUAGCUUAGCAUUAAGACUAAAAGCAGGGGGAAACAGCUAGCCUGUCUCUGUCCAAACAGCGUACAGUUUUGAAGAGUUUGUUUUCACAGUGAUAUUGCCAAGUUUGGUGCCAUUAUGUAUUUAAACCAAAGCUGUGCUCACAGACCAUAACCCCCUGCUUUCAGUCUAUAAAUUGAAGUUAUUAUGAUUAUUAUUAUUAUAGUGAAACUGUCUCCUUGAAGUUGCAGUGCUUUGGGCUGCAACUGAGGUUGGCAUGUGCCGAGGUCCAUUGUGCUGGCUGCCAUGUUUUAGCUCAUUAAACUAUGAAUCAUGAAUACUUUACAUAGCUGCUGAUGUCAAACUUUUAAAGCAAUUUCCUAUCCUCCAUGUAGCCUUUGGUUUCUAGUCAGAGACUUGAACCAUGCUUGAGGUAAAUAAUUCAUGUCUUACAAUGUUACAUUAUCACAAGCAGUUCAAAAUGAUCCUUUUAGACCUUUUAUGACUUUAUUUGAGGUUCAGGAAUCUCCAUAAAUGCCAACUUGGUGAUCCUUUAACAAGUGGCAUCAUCAGAUCCAAAUAGAAUUUUUUUCAAUAUGUUUGUUUAUGACCUAUUUCUUGCAAAACCUGUUAGCAGGUUUUAGACUAUAGGACCUGUGAAUUAAAAUAAUAAAAAAAAGUUGUAGUUAUUAUUAGGUUAACAGGAACAAGGGCUUUGCCUCCUCGAGGUAAAUUUUAGUAGGAAAUGUGUUACUUUACUUUUACUUACACUGUUACAUACAAGACAUUUCUGCUUUUCGCUCUUUGUGUUUCUUACUGACAAACCACUGUGAUAUAAACUGUGAUGUAAAGAUUGUAAGCUGACACUGUACCGUCAGCUGUAUGUAAAUGUGUGCACUGAUAAAUAUGAUCAUUCAGUCCAAAGCAGGAUCCCUCUUUGAUGUGGUUUGAGGCUGGGACUGCUGAAUAUCUGACGGACAUCUGAUUUAAUUGAUAGAAUUUUGGCUGGACCGCAGCACAGCAGGGCCAGCCCUAUAGACACUGUCCCUGACUGAGUGAUGAAGUUACACCAUUGGCCGUUGCUCUUUCAAAAUGAAUAGGAGCAAAUAGUCCUGAAUUAUGACUUCAGCGUGAGCUUUGUUUAUGCUCAUGUGAGACACUGUGGCACAGGCUUGAGCUGAAAGAGGAAGGAUUGUAAUUAAGUGUAACUGCAUAUAUAUUCAUUAUACAAUUCCUGUAAAGAAAGAAGUCGAGUAUUUAGAAGAACAAAUAUUUUCGAAUGAAACAAAGGUUGAAUAUCCUGUAAGCAAUUUGAUUCUGCUAGUUAAAUAUAAAAUAAUAACUCAGAAAAAUCUGCGGUUUUUGAAGCAUUUGAAAACAAAUUGACAUAUUAAUAGUAAAAAUUAUUUUUUUUACUUCGUAGUUUAUUUGGUUUUAUUGGAAUUUGUGGUAGUGAAGUUCUCAGUUGUAUUAUAAUGAACUAAUGUCAUGCUCGAACUCUUCUAAUCUUCAAAUCAAAAAUUGGCAGGUGCACAACCUGAGCUGCCAUGGUUCGCUUUUGUGUGGAACACUGCAUUGAGCAUAAACAAAGCUUUACCGCGGGGGGCGGACAGGCUUCAAUUACGUCCUCAGGAGUACAUUGGCCGUACAUGGUCCAGCCAUACGUACACUAGGUUUUGACCUAUUGUUUUUACAGUGCAGCAUUCUGAGAAAUGUUGCUGUUGUUGAUGUUUCCUCUAAAAAUAAAAGCAUUUAUUUGUUGAAGAAA
This is a messenger RNA of Dicentrarchus labrax (European seabass), 4692 nucleotides long. It is a transcript of the gene aoc2, whose product is annotated as amine oxidase copper containing 2. The transcript has 5 exons. Bases 99 to 2363 code for a protein of 754 amino acids. Lineage: Eukaryota; Metazoa; Chordata; Actinopteri; Moronidae. The record is from RefSeq and is a predicted model, not a curated record. Gene Ontology annotation, biological process: amine metabolic process. Gene Ontology annotation, cellular component: plasma membrane. Gene Ontology annotation, molecular function: quinone binding; primary methylamine oxidase activity; copper ion binding.